AUGACUACGAAUAUCAGAUUGUUUUUGUUGAGUUCAUUCUCAUCACUCCCCAUACUUCAGAAUGGACCGAUUCAUUCACCAAUUAGUUCCAGUUCUUUGAAGGAUUAUUCUAUGUUUGGGGCACAGACUUUGAAGAGCCGCCCAUCCCGCACUAUCGUUGAAAAUAUCCCUAGACCAUUCAACCAUAACGAGAAGUUCAUUCUCGAAAUCCAUGAGAAACAAGGAACAAAGACAGAAGAAUUUGAUAUUUUUCUUGCUGAUUUCUUCGAAAAAUACAACGGUCCAUCCAAUAGAGAUACUGUUCUCAUAUGGGGCUUCGAGAAGGAACUGGCUCAGAAAAUUUAUAAUAUAGCUGAAAGACACUCAUCCCCUCCUACGCUUGUCUACUCGCCCACGGAUGCCACUAUUCCCAUCUGCAAUAAAUGUGUUCAACCGUUCUGCCGACAUCGUCAAUAUAAUUCCGAGUUUCUGUCGAAGUAUCGGGGGUUAUUAAGAAGUGUUAAAGAGAAGGUCAAUGAUCAGUUGGAAAUCUGGGAUAUAUCGAAGUGGAAAACACAAGAAGAAAAAUUGGAGAAAAAUGUUGGGAUCUUCGGGAUUACGGUCAAAGUCCUUGGGAAAUUUGUUGGUGCAGCUGCCCGCGCAGUAUUCACAUUUGCUUGUGCAAGUCUCAGCUUCUCGGCUGUCCUCGAGGCCAAAGAGUUUUUCGAUUAUCCUAACCUUCCAAUGAAAUUCGAGCCUUCGGAGAAGAAGGUAGGACUUUCACAUUAUCAGCUGGUGAAAGUGCAUAAGACCCUCGCACUCAGAGGAGCCUUAAUAUAA
This is a messenger RNA of Sclerotinia sclerotiorum 1980 UF-70, 819 nucleotides long. RefSeq lists its product with no specific name. The record is from RefSeq and is a predicted model, not a curated record. Lineage: Eukaryota; Fungi; Ascomycota; Leotiomycetes; Helotiales; Sclerotiniaceae. Bases 1 to 819 code for a protein of 272 amino acids. The transcript has 3 exons.